AUGAUGUUAAGAACAAUCCUAAGAACUCCAAUCACCCGUGCAACUACUAUUCGUACUUUCACCACAACAAGACCAUCAUACUCAUUAGUGGAUGAUGCCAAACAAAAACUUGAUGAUUUGAACCACAAGAUUGGUGAAGUUGCAGCAAAAGGUAUUGGUAAAACACAACAAGCCACUGAAGCCGUCAAAGAGAAUGCUAAAGAUAAGAUCCAUAAUGAAUCCAACGUAGCUGGUGAUUUGAAGACAGAUGCUGCAAAUACUUCAUACAAUGACGUUAGAGAAGGUGUAAAGAAGACUGCUAAGGAUGUUAAAGAUGCUUUUGCAAAAGAUGGUCAAGAGGGUGUUGAAGCUAAAGCCAGAGAACAUUUGGGUAAUGAAAAUGUCAAUGCAGCUAAAGAGACUGCAAGAGAUUUGAAAGAGGAUGGUGAAGAAGUUUUAGAUAAGGCUGCUAAUCAAACUGGUGGAUUGAAGAGAGAUGCUGAAAAGAAGUUUGCUCAAAAGGCUCAAGAAACUGCUGAUAAAUAUAAAGGUGUUUAA
Molecule: messenger RNA, 537 nt
Organism: Hansenula anomala
Lineage: Eukaryota; Fungi; Ascomycota; Saccharomycetes; Phaffomycetales; Wickerhamomycetaceae
Exons: 1
Coding region: 1-537 (178 amino acids)
Source: RefSeq, a predicted model, not a curated record